AUGUCGCGCAAAUCCACUGAAAAUUCCAAUGCAAGUUUGCUAAAAUUCUUUUCACCUGUUCGGAAAGAAGCCACCAAGAAUGACAAGCCAGCCACCAAUAGCGCACCCUUUAAUACGUACUUUCUUCCCUUUAACGUAACGAAAACCAUGACCAUGGCCCCAAUAAAUCGCUUCCAGCAUCCUGUAGCACCGAAUUUUGCUGAAAUG
This is a messenger RNA of Ambispora leptoticha, 207 nucleotides long. The record is from the annotation of a GenBank genome assembly. Lineage: Eukaryota; Fungi; Glomeromycota; Glomeromycetes; Archaeosporales; Ambisporaceae.